Gavialis gangeticus (Gharial) is the source of this 968-nucleotide messenger RNA. It is a transcript of the gene NKX2-2, whose product is annotated as NK2 homeobox 2. Gene Ontology annotation, molecular function: DNA-binding transcription factor activity, RNA polymerase II-specific; RNA polymerase II cis-regulatory region sequence-specific DNA binding. The record is from RefSeq and is a predicted model, not a curated record. Gene Ontology annotation, cellular component: nucleus. NCBI's taxonomy places the organism in Eukaryota, Metazoa, Chordata, Crocodylia, Gavialidae. The transcript is spliced from 2 exons. The coding region runs from base 50 to 868 and encodes 272 amino acids. Gene Ontology annotation, biological process: regulation of transcription by RNA polymerase II; cell differentiation.
AGCAGGAGGAUUGACAAACUGGUGCUUCAACUUUCCUCGGGGCCAGAAUAUGUCUCUGACCAACACAAAGACCGGGUUUUCUGUAAAGGACAUUUUGGAUCUCCCCGACACCAACGAUGAAGAGGGAUCCAUCGCGGAAGGAGCCGAGGAGGAGAACGAGGGCUCUGAGCCCCCCAAGAAAACAGGAGUUUUGGGGCAAAGCCCCCUGGACGCUGUGCAGUCGCUGCCUCUGAAGAACCCUUUCUAUGAUAAUAGCGAUAAUCCCUACACGCGCUGGCUCGCGAGCACCGAGAGCAUCCAGUACUCCUUGCACGGGCUGGCGGGCGGCACCGCGCCGCAGGACGCGGCCGCCAAGUCCCCCGAGCCGUCGGCCGACGAGUCCCCGGACAACGAGAAGGAGGCGGCGGGAGGCGCGGACGCGGGCAAGAAGAGGAAGCGGCGGGGGCUGUUCUCCAAGGCGCAGACCUACGAGCUGGGGCGGCGGGUCCGGCAGCAGCGGGACCUGUCGGCGCCCGAGCGGGAGCACCUGGCCUCGCUCAUCCGCCUCACGCCCACGCAGGUGAAGAUCUGGUUCCAGAACCACCGCUACAAGAUGAAGCGGGCCCGGGCCGAGAAAGGUAUGGAAGUGACUCCUCUCCCCUCCCCGCGCCGGGUCGCCGUGCCGGUGCUAGUCAGGGACGGCAAGCCCUGCCACACGCUCAAAGCUCAGGACUUGGCUGCCGCCACUUUCCAGGCGGGGAUCCCCUUCUCCGCCUAUAGCGCCCAGUCUCUACAGCACAUGCAAUAUAACGCCCAGUACAGCUCCGCCAGCAACCCCCAGUACCCCACAGCGCAUCACUUGGUGCAAGCCCAACAAUGGACUUGGUGAGCCUGCGAGGGAAAGAGAGAGACUGGUGUUUCACACGCGAAACUAUCGAGGGGACACUCUUAAUAUUAUUAUUAUUAUUAUAAUUAUUAUUAUUAUGGAC